Molecule: messenger RNA, 6934 nt
Organism: Lepus europaeus (European hare)
Lineage: Eukaryota; Metazoa; Chordata; Mammalia; Lagomorpha; Leporidae
Exons: 3
Coding region: 3704-5551 (615 amino acids)
Source: RefSeq, a predicted model, not a curated record
CUAGGCAGGUGUUGGAGGCCCUGCGAAACCCGCUGGCCGGUCUUUCCUCACGCGGGGGCGGGCACGACUCCCCAUCUGACGACCGUGCGCCAUGGUGCUGGGGAACUCGAAGGCCGGAAGGGAUGCUACCGCCUACUUCCGUACGGCCAGGCCGUUGCCCUCGCUGGUCACGGGGCUGGGGCUGGGAUACUUUGCGGUGGAGCGGGCUUGAGGUGGGAUGCAUGGAUCCAGGAAGUGACGCCAUCCACUUUAACUGCCGUCGGGGUUGUGAGGAGCACCACGUAGAGGCCUUUUCACCGCGGUUCCAGGUUGUGCGCUCGAUGUCUUCGUACGUACACAGAGUCUCUGACCUGGAAGGAGUGUGGCACAGUCACUUCUCCCGGCUGAUAGUUAGCAGACAGUUGCCGCCAGAUGUGCUUUUGGACCUUUUUCAAGGCUUUUAAUCUGGUGCUGCUCACUUGCUCCUGGCUUUGGAUACUCCUGGUGGCAUCUCCUUGCCUAAUGUUAAAUCUACAAUGUCACAUUUCCCAGACUGCAAAGAAAGGUUGUUUUAAAAAAAUAUUUAUUUUUCUUUAUCUGAAAGGCAGAGUUACAACAGAGGCAGAGACAGAGAAAGUCUUCCAUCCACUGGCUCACUCCCCUAAUGGCAGCAAUGACUGGUGCUGGGCCAGGCUGAAGCCAAGAGCCAGGAGCUCUUCCGGGUCUCCCACAAGGAUGCAGGGGCCCUCUUCUGCUGUUUUCCCAGGCAUAUUAGCAGGGAGCUGGAUCAGAAGUGGAGCAGCUGGGACUCGAACCCAGGGUCCACUGCGAUACUCCACUCGGUUUGGGAGUCCCUGUGAUGGGUGGCAGUGGCCAAGUCUUCUCAGGAACCACUUUCCACUGAGCUCUGGGGUUGCCCUACAGACGUCCAUGGCCGAUGCUUUGAUAGGAUUCAGUGUGACUUUGGGACAUUGUAGGAAGGGCAUGCAAAGAGGAAGAUGUGCCCCCCACCCCCACCCAUACUCUCCUGUGGAUCUGGAUCACACAGUCUGUAUUGAGGAAACCAUCAGCAUGUCUGUGGCUGCUGUUAAUCCACUGUGGUGGCGAUCGGACUACCAGGCUCACGAAGCUAUGAAGGACCUCGGUGGAGAUGGAGCACUUAAAAAUACCUUCCAAAUGUCCUAUAGGAGUUGAUUUUGACCACAUCUCAGUGGAGUCAAGGAAUAAUGCAUUUCUAAGGUACACUAUGUCCACCUGAAAAUUCUGCAAUACAACCAGCUGGCCAGCAGAACUCGCAGAGGAACAUGCAAAGGACCUACAGGGGAGGCACAGAGCUGACCAGGGACUGCCCCAAUACCCCAGCAGGCUCAACACCGCAGCUGCCCUGAACCUUUCACCAUGCUGUUCCUGGUUCUGGCUCCCUGCUGGAAGUAUUGCACUGUGCUGCACUGUACAGUGGGCCCCUUGGAGACUCCACACACCAGACAGAGUGAAGGUCUGGAAUAGCCAGACACAAAGUCCCAGUUCCCACCAGAAACAAUUCUUGGGCUUUUCUCUGCACAGGUUCAGAUGCAAGGUGCUAGAGCCAGAGACUCAGUGCCCGCUACCUCAGGCAGUCACUGGGUGGUGGCUGACAACCCAAGUGACCAGCACUGGACCUGACACACUUGCACACUUCCGGUCCCCAGUCCUGCUUUGAAAGAGGUCGCCAGAGAUGACUGGUUGGCUUUCCAGGGUUCUGGGCAGAGGGAGCAACUAUUUUUUGAGAAGACCCAAACUACAGGACUCAAAUGGCCACAUGCCCAGCCCCUCCAGCUUGGAGUAGACACUUCUCAUCAAGUCUAGAGCAGCUCCCCUGCCCCUCCAUAUAUCAGACAAAAGGGGUCCAUUUGCCUGAGGAGUCAACAAAUGUUCAGUCCCCCACGGCAGUUCAAAGGAGAGCUUUAUUGUGACAAGGAGACUGGGAAAGUACAGCUCCCUAAAACUACUGCCUCUGUGAGAAGCCGUUUUUGAGGGAUAAUCGAGUGAGGGAGUGGCUGGGAGAGAGGAAAAAGAGAAACAAGAGGGCCCUACCUGCUCAAGCAACCCACAGCAGCAUGCAUCUGUGUUCAGAACCCAACUCCUGCUGGGCUCUUGCAGCUCUCCAUGCUGUGAGAUCCAAUCCCUGGGGGUGCAGCAUGGCAGGAUCACCCUUCUAGGAAUAUUCUUGGGAAAACAAGCCAAGAGAAUAAAUUGUUAGAUGCUGUGCCCCUGCCCAUACCACUGCCCAUUGUCUAAAUCCUACUCUCUGAAUUACAGAGUUUUUUUAAAAGAUGUAUUUAUUUGAAAGGAAGAAUGAGAGAAUCAGGCAGACAGUCUUCCAUCCACUGGUUCACUCACCCAAAAGGCCGCAACAGCUUGAGUCAUCUGCUUUCCCAGGCCAUAGCAGCGAGCUGGAUCAGAAGCAGAGCAGCCAGAUUUCAAACCGGUGCCCACGUGGGAUGCCGGCAUUCAGGCCAGGGUGUUACCCACUGCACCACAGUGCCUACCCAGAGAAAUGUUUUUUCACAUUCCCCUACCGGGAGGCAGCAACAUGCACUGCUCAAGACCAGGGACCACACCCGUGGAGAAAUUGAAAGGACUCCAUGCAACCUGGGUCUUCCUCCAAACUUUUCUUCCAAGAGAAAAUUGGUGGCAAUAAAACACCAAGAUUAGAAGAUGUGAGUCUAAAACUUGAAAAUAACACAUUUUACAUACACAAAUCCUCUAGGAAUGAAAGCCCUAAUGGUACUUCAGAUGAUUUAUAGCAGUAAAUUUUAAACCCUAGAUGAAAUGAACUUAGAAUUAGAAAUCAUAAUCUCAAAAAUUACUCAAGGAAAUAUGAUAGUUUCUAAUGAUCUAUGAUGAGAUCAGGAGGCAAAAUCUCCCUAUAAUGAAUCUAUCAGAGCCGUCAUUGGAAAAUCCGAAUGUUUAAUGAAGGAUUAAGUGCGGUGUUGUACAAAAUUAUAGAAAAUAGUAAGAAAGGUAGUAAAACUGACUCCUUUAAUCCUAGUUUAACAUGAUACAAACCCCUACAAUAACUGCUAUUAAAAUCCCCAGUACAUGUCCUUAAGAAUAUAAAUCCCUAACAGCCACACACACAAAGGAUGUACAGUAUGAGCUACUUUCAUUGUUUCAAGAACCUUAGACUCCCAUGUACACAAUUGUAGUAUGACACGUAUCUGCUGCACUAUAAAACCCAACGCCAUGUCCUGCAGCCACAUUUCUAGUCCCAGAAGUUGGCACCGCUGGGUUCCUCUUCCAAAAUGUCCUGGAUUUCAGAACUGGGCAUCUCAGGCACCUUCCUGCUGCGUAUCUUGCUCGUGAGUUUCUGUUGGAGAACUGAGUACCCACAGAGCUGUGCUCACCACCUGCAAGAACGUGAGCUCUCCAUCACCUUGACGCUCUCCAGGCCGCUGCUGGGGCAGAGGAAAAGGAACCUUGUUCUCUGUGGUGUUUUGGUUCUGCUGCAUUAGAAACUGGUCCUGGGAGGGCAGCUCCUGCCAGUAAUCCGGAGGCUGCUGGGGCUGCUGAGGGUGAGUUCCCCAGCCAUUCUGCUGCCAUUCUUCACACAGUGGGUAAGGAAAACAGCUCUUCUGCUCCUGCAGCUGUUGCAUCGCUCCCUGAGCACUGGGAAUACCGGAUAGCAGAGAAGGCCAAUCAGGCUACAUGUCCCGCAUCUCAGACCUGGACCUCCCAAAAUACGAUGUAUAUGAAAAAGAAUGAAAAAACCUUGCUCCUAGUAAGCCACGGGGAAAAGAUCCACCUCCUAUGUUCCCUUGAUUCUCCAGAGCAUAGCUCGGUGCCUCUUGAGCACCUUGAACCCCAGAAUCCCAGGAGCCAUAGAGGGUGCUGGGAACCUCCCAUGUGGGUGGAGUGGAGUAGACAGCUCCGCCCAGCACAGCCGCCUGGGCAGCGUUGGGAGACUGCUCCUGGGCACAUGGAGCAGUGUAGACAGCUCCACCCAGCACAGCCGCCUGGGCAGCGUUGGGAGACUGCUCCUGGACACAUGGAGCCGUGUAGACAGCUCCGCCCAGCACAGCCGCCUGGGCAGCAUUGGGAGACUGCUCCUGGGCACAUGGAGCCGUGUAGACAGCUCCGCCCAGCACAGCCGCCUGGGCAGCGUUGGGAGACUGCUCCUGGACACAUGGAGCAGUGUAGACAGCUCCGCCCAGCACAGCCGCCUGGGCAGCGUUGGGAGACCGCUCCUGGACACAUGGAGCAGUGUAGACAGCUCCGCCCAGCACAACAGCCUGUGCACUAUUGGGAGACUGCUCCUGGACACAUGGAGCAGUGUAGACAGCUCCGCCCAGCACAGCCGCCUGGACAGCGUUGGGAGACCGCUCCUGGACACAUGGAGCAGUGUAGACAGCUCUGCCCAGCACAUCCGCCUGGGCAGCGUUGGGAGACUGCUCCUGGACACAUGGAGCAUUGUAGACAGCUCCGCCCAGCACAGCAGCCUGUGCACUGUUGGGAGACUGCUCCUGGACACAUGGAGCAGUGUAGACAGCUCCGCCCAGUACACCCGCCUGGGCAGCAUUGGGAGACCGCUCCUGGGCACAUGGAGCAGUGUAGACAGCUCCGCCCAGCACAGCCGCCUGGGCAGCGUUGGGAGACCGCUCCUGGACACAUGGAGCAGUGUAGACAGCUCCGCCCAGCACAGCCUCCUGGGCAGCGUUGGCAAACUGCUCCUGGACACAUGGAGCAGUGUAGACAGCUCUGCCCAGCACAGCCGCCUGGGCAGCAUUGGGAGACCGCUCCUGGACAUAUGGAGCAGUGUAGACAGCUCCGCCCAGCACAGCCGCCUGGGCAGCGUUGGGAGACUGCUCCUGGACACAUGGAGCAGUGUAGACAGCUCCGCCCAGCACAGCAGCCUGUGCACUGUUGGGAGACUGCUCCUGGACACAUGGAGCAGUGUAGACAGCUCCGCCCAGCACAGCUGCCUGGGCAGCGUUGGGAGACUGCUCCUGGACACAUGGAGCAGUGUAGACAGCUCCGCCCAGCACAGCCGCCUGGGCAGCGUUGGGAGACUGCUCCUGGACACAUGGAGCAGUGUAGACAGCUCCGCCCAGCACAGCCGCCUGAGCAGCGUUGGGAGACCGCUCCUGGGCACAUGGAGCAGUGUAGACAGCUCCUCCCAGCACAGCCGCCUGGGCAGCGUUGGGAGACCGCUCCUGGACACAUGGAGCAGUGUAGACAGCUCCGCCCAGCACAGCCGCCUGGGCAGCAUUGGGAGACCGCUCCUGGGCACAUGGAGCAGUGUAGACAGCUCCGCCCAGCACAGCCGCCUGGGCAGCAUUGGGAGCCCACUCCUGGGCACAUGGAGCCGUGUAGACAGCUCCGCCCAGCACAGCCGCCUGGGCAGCGUUGGGAGACUGCUCCUGGGCAUUCUGCAGGCUUACACCUGGGGUACCUUGGACAGGGAGUGCAUAUGGCAUCCUGGCUUCAAGCACUCUGUGUUUCUUCUUGGCUGGUAGCCUGGCUCUUUUAUUUUGGAACCAGUUCUAAAAAAGAAAGAGAAAUUACUUUUGAGUCUAUAUAUUCCACAGUGUAGGAGAAUUUUGUAGUUCAUCUUAGGAUCAGCGUCAUCACUGAUUUGCUUUGUGACCUUGAGUAAGACAUGAAAAAUGCAAGCACGCUUUCCUGUGUUAUUCCUGUGUUAUUAUAUUUAUAUAUAAUGUUAUUAUAUUUAUAAUAGGAGAAUGCAUUUAUAGUAAAUAUGAUAUGUAAAUGUAUAUAUAAAUAUACAUUUAUAAUAAUUAAAAUCAUGUAAUUGUGCACAAUUCUGGAUUCCCAUCUGCCUUCACAGGAGGCACGGGCCCUUGUGUAUGCGCAAAUCCCUGCUUUUCACAAUCUUCUACCAACCUAUUUGCACCCUCUGUAUUUAGACGUGAAGCAGUUGUUCUCAAAAUACGUUCCCUUAGCUUGCUUAUUUUACUCCAACUGCUUUUCCAGAAUGAAUUCCUAAUUCAACGUAUUCUAAAUUGUAUUCUAAAUUUCAUUUCUUCAAAGGCCCUACAAAAACAAACAAGAGUCUGCCAUAACUUAGCAGUAUUACUUCAUACCUUACCCUAAGUGUUUCAACUCUUUACAUUUUCUCUUUCAUAAAAAGAGUAAUUGGGGCCAGCGCUGUGGCGUAGUAGGUAAAGCCGCCGCCUGCAGUGCUGGCAUUGCAUAUGGGCACCAGUUCAAGUCCUGGCUGCUCCACUUCCAAUCCAGCUCUCUGCUAUGGCCUGGGAAAGCAGCAGAAGAUGGCCCAAAUGCUUGGGCCCCUGCACCCACAUGAGAGACCCAGAAGAAGCUCCUGGCUCCUGGCUUCAAAUCAACAUAGCUCCGGCUGUUGAGGGUGGGGGAGAGUGAACCAGCAGAUGGGAGACCUUUCUCUCUCUCUCUGUGCCUCUCCUUCUCUCUCUGUGUGUAACUCUGACUUUCAAAUAAAUAAAUCUUUUUCAGAAAUAACACAUACUGUACUUUUUAUAGUCACAUGCACAAUGAGAUGAAGAAGAAUUGGGACCAAAUGUCAACCCUGUCUUAUGUGAUGAAAUGCUGUUAAACUUUUUCAUAAUUACUUGCAUUUUUCUUAUUGCCCACAAAGACAUAUUCAUGUACAUAGCUACGUAGUUUAUGUACCUCGAUUGUGUAAUCCGGACAAUGGAGUUUGUUGGCCAGUUCCUCCUUGGUUGUAAAGUCGGGAUAUGGACUCUCUGCAAAUGAUUGAUUCAGUAUCUGCAGAUCAUCAGGUGUAAAUUUAUGGCGUGGUCUUCCUUGUCUUCUUCCAUGUUGUGUUUCUAUGUUGUCAUGACCAUCUCCUGAACAAUACAGAGAGAGAAAGCAUGAGAAUAUUAGCAAGAUCCAAAAAAACAAAAGACCUCUGUAACGGAAUAAAAUUUUAGAAAGGUGAUACCUUCCCUCUUACCUAGUCAUAAUAAAAUGAAUA